AUGCCUCCAUCCAGCAAUUUCUUUAGCAUCAUCGCCGGUGUUGGUGCAGGUACUGGUCACUCUGUCGCCCUCAAGUUUGCUUCCACCUACCCCGUCGUGCUCCUAGCCCGUAAUCCCGCCAAUUAUGAACCUACCAUAAAAGCUAUCACCUCAUCCGGUGGACAAGCAAUCGGAAUCAGCACUGAUGUUUCUGAUCCCUCUUCCGUGACCAACGCAUUUGAGGAAAUCAAGAAGCAAUACGGUUCCAAGAAAUUGGCAGCUGCGGUCUACAAUGUAGGGGGCAAGUUUGUGAGGAAGCCAUUUUUGGAGUUGAGUUUGGAGGAUUAUGAGGCGGGUUAUGAGAGUAAUGGAAAGGGAUUCUACCUAUUUGCACAAAAAGCCUUACCACUCCUUCUGGAUUCCGUGGCUGAUUCUCCACAUCCGCCCUCCCUGAUCGUUACAGGAGCUACAGCAUCCAUAAGAGGCGGUGCUCUAAUGUCAUCAUUCGCGAGUGGUAAAUUUGCUUUGAGAGCAACCACUCAGAGUUUAGCUAGAGAGUUUGGUCCUAAAGGAGUACAUGUUGCGCAUGCGAUCAUUGACGGUGUGAUUGAUAUUCCUAGAACUAAGGAAUGGCAAGCGAAUGGAGGGGUUGAGGAUGGAAAGAUCAAGGCUGAUGCUAUUGCGGAUGCAUAUUGGUAUUUGCACACACAACACAGAUCACAUUUCACUCAGGAAUUGGAUGUCAGACCAUAUGUUGAGAAGUUUUAA
Botrytis byssoidea is the source of this 747-nucleotide messenger RNA. RefSeq lists its product as uncharacterized. NCBI's taxonomy places the organism in Eukaryota, Fungi, Ascomycota, Leotiomycetes, Helotiales, Sclerotiniaceae. The transcript has 4 exons. Bases 1 to 747 code for a protein of 248 amino acids. The record is from RefSeq and is a predicted model, not a curated record.